Molecule: messenger RNA, 1440 nt
Organism: Octodon degus (degu)
Lineage: Eukaryota; Metazoa; Chordata; Mammalia; Rodentia; Octodontidae
Product: alpha-1-antiproteinase 2-like
Exons: 5
Coding region: 114-1364 (416 amino acids)
Biological process (GO): negative regulation of endopeptidase activity
Molecular function (GO): serine-type endopeptidase inhibitor activity
Source: RefSeq, a predicted model, not a curated record
AGGAACUGAGUGUUCCCAGGAUUCUUGCAUGCCUAUAAAUUCCCAAGAGGAGACAGUGCUUGAGGGACAGUUGAUGAUUCACAUUCAGCAAAGCCUCUCACCUUGUUCAGACAAUGUCAUCUUCUAUCUCUAGAGGCCUCCUCAUAUUAGCUGGCUUGUGCUCUGUUGUUCCUGGCUCCCAGGCCAAAGAUCUUGAAGAAAUGGAUGGAUCUGUUCAUGACCAUGAACAUCAUGAAUACCUAGUCUGCCAAAAUAUCUUUGACAAUGUUAUCGACUUCACCAUUAACUUGUACCAGGAGCCAGCCAGUUGGUCAGAAACUACUAAUGUCUUAUUGUCCCCAGUGAGCAUUAUGGCUGCCUUUGCAAUACUCUCCCUGGGGACUAAGGGGGACACUCACAUGCAGAUCCUGGACAGCCUGAAGUUCAACCUCAGAGAGAUGUCUGAAGCUCACAUGCACCAGUGCUUCCAGCUUCUCCACCACAUCUUCCAGCAUCCAGACCACCAGCUCCAGCUGACCAUGGGCAACAGACUCUUUAUCAGUGACAACCUGUUGCUCAUGGAUCAGUUUGUGCAGGACGUCAAGGAGCUGUACCACUCCGAGGUCAUCCCCAUCAGCUUCAGAGACACACGAUUUGCCAGCAAACAGAUCAGCUAUUAUGUGGAGAAGGAAACCAAUGGAGAAAUAGUGGAUUUGGUCAAAGAUCUGGAGGAAGACACAGAUCUCAUCCUGGUGAAUUAUAUUUCCUUCCAUGGAAAAUGGGCUGAUCAGCUCCAGGCUGAAUACACUGCAGAAGAGGACUUUUAUGUAGAUGAGGACACAACCAUCAGUGUGCCCAUAAUCAGGCGCCUUGGUGCAUUUUUCCUGGGCCGAGAUGAAGAGCUGUCCAGCUGGGUGCUGGUCCAGCACUCUGUGGGUGACGUCAUAGCCUUCUUCAUCCUGCCCGACCCAGGGAAGAUGCGACAGCUGGAGGAAGGCCUGACCCAGGAGCACUUUAAUAAUCUCCUUGGAACCAUUGACAAAAGAUUUGCCAGGAUACACUUCCCCAGACUGUCCAUGUCUGCAGCCUACGACCUGAGGAGCAUCCUGAGCACACUGGGCAUCACCAAGAUCUUCAGCGAUGAAGCUGACCUCUCAGGGGUCACAGGAGAGGCAUCCAUCAGGCUCUCCACGGUCGUGCAUAAGGCGAUGCUGACCCUCGAUGAGAGAGAGACAGAGACUGUAUCGACCCCUCAAUUUGAUGACAGGGCCUGGUCAAAUGCUCCCAUCAUCAAGUUCAACAGGCCCUUCUUUCUCCUCAUCAGGGAAGAAAGCACCAAGAUUCCACUCUUUGUGGGGAAAGUGCUCAAUCCCACACAGCAGUAACUGCUUUGUCCCUCCUUGACCUUUCAGGAAGGCCUCCUCCCUGGGUAACAUUAAAGCAACGCUGCUCUGGCCACUG